AUACAUGCCUGGACAUUCAUGCUUAUAUUAUAUGCAUGCCAUAUAUUUAAGGCAAAUUAUUAUUAAGGCAAAUUUUCCAUAUGACUUUUAAAUAUUUGUUGUGAAUAUAUGUAAGUGUUUUCUUGUAUGAUAAUGUUUUCUAUUUUUAAUACAUAUUUCACUGUUUAUGGACAAACUGUUCUGACUAUUCAUUCUAUUUAGAUAAUUGCCCUAGGCAAUUUGAUCUUGUGUGUUGGGUAGCACACCUUAGUGUGUUCCAAAACACACCUUGCACCACCUAGCAGUAUGUGUCUUGGAACACACCAAAGUUGUGUAGGAAAACACACCAAAGUUGUGUAGGAAAACACACAACAGUGUGUUUCAAAACACACCUUAGUGUGUACUAAAGCACACCUUUUGCAAAACACACCUUAUAGUGUGUCAAAUUCUGGACAAGCAAGAAACACACCUUAAGGUGUGUUUUGGGACACACCUGCGUGUGUAAGAAAACACACCUUAACCUGUGUUAUAUUCUGGACAAAAAAGGUGUGUUAUUUGAACACACCUUUUUUUAGAGUGUGAAUACGUACAAUCCAGAAAGUCAGUUUAUACAAGACCUUCGAGAGAAAGGUGAGUGUACUGUCUGACGCUUUUGAAAUACUAUCUUUAUUUGUGUUUAGAAUCUUAACAAUCACGACUGCCGUAGAACAUUCUAAAUCUACUGAAUUAAUUGAAACGUAUAGAUUGUGAUGUAACCCAACCACUGUCAGUUGUUAGACCAUAUAUAGAAUGCAUAUCUCUUGCUGUUCUGAUCCACCUAAAAUAGCGUGAUAUAACUAUGACGCCUGUCUAUGGAGUUAUAUUUCAUUCAAACCCGUUCACAAUUUGUAAGUUACGACCUUUUCCAAAACAGUAAAUUGAUUGCGGCUGGAAAACCUUUCAUCAACAUUUCUCAUCAACACAUAACAAACCCUAAAUUCACUUCAUAAAAUUCUGAAUGAUUUUGUCAGGAUUUAAAUUUUAAACGUUUUCCUUUUUUUUCAGAAGUCCCUGGUAUGAAGGGAGUAGUAUCGUCAUCUAAAGGAUUACACACCAAACUACGUCAAGCUGCUCAACGGAAAAAUGGAGUAACAAAAGAACGCAAACAGUUGAUUAAAAUGGGAAAUAAGCUGAGAGCUGAAUUGUUGAAAUAUAAAGGAGGGAAAAAAUCGCCUUCAAUUGAGGCACGUCAAUCGUCCAAAGAUCCGCAGAAUGUGGCGCAAACAUCCCGAUCCCAACUACGGGGUUUGGAACAGUUGCAAUAUGAACUAACAAGCAAAGAACUGCAUGCAGUAUGCACAGAGAACACUAGCGAGGAAUAAUGAUCAGCAUUCGCUAUCUCCUCGCAAAAAAAAUUCCGCGUCGGCCCAAAAACUUCAAAAACACUCUUCAAACACGGAACUCGCAGAAAAAGCAGGCCUACCGGAAUCGUCUACUGUUCGUGACGAAAUCGUCUCGCGAUGGCAACCUUCGUUCUCAUCAGACGACCGCGCGUCGUUACAAGAUGUCUGGAAACUACUAGACGAGGACAGUUCUGGAUUAACCCAUCGCGGGGACGAAGUCAGCAAGUCUCAGCUUCGGGAAAGUUUCUCAACUACGGACAGUUUCACGGUCAAAGGUCAGCCUAGUCACGUGCAUCUCAAGCCAGAGUGUUCCAAGGCUGCGCUGUCUGUCAAGGCAGCUGGGAAAUGGACACUCUCCCAGGAACAUAAACAAAAUGAAAUCGAGAACGGGACAAAAAUGUUGGUUCUUUGGAAAGAUACAAAAUCCAAGAAAGCAACCAAAAGAAAAUUCCCUGCCGAGAUUGUAAAGAUAUCAGAUGACAAAGACUGGUUACUCAAAUACAUGAGAGAAGAUGAUUCUCCGGUUAAAACAGGCAAAGGUUUCCGUGUUAUAAAUGAUAGCGACAGUGACACAGAAAGACAGCAAGAACCAGCUGCAACGAAGAGGCAGAAAGCAGCAUCUAAAAAUGCUGAGCAAUCAAAGCGAUCAACCAAUCUGGCUAACAUGAUAAAGGAAAGAUACAGGAAGGAAAGUCUUAAAUUAUUUGAUGACAACAGUGUAUGUGAUGAAGAUUGCAAACAUUUAAGAGAAAAUAGAACGCUUCUGGCAACAAUCAAACACCUAAAAAGUGAAAAUGAAAGACUUCGGGAACAAAUCGAAAGUAGUGAUGAUUUAAAAGUUUCUUUGAGAAAACUGAAGAAGUAUGUUGCAUCCUUGGAAGGCUUUUCAAACCAAGCACCAAAAUUUGGUUCACAACAGAGCGUACGAGCAUACGAGCCUUCCGCAAGAUUGUCUCCUUUGACAACCAUGGAUCAUGGAAGAUCGUCUCCUAUCUCAUGUGUGUCAAGCUCAUCAACCAGAUCUUCUCCCACAUCGAUGAGUGGUUUUUCAGAAUUUGCUACAGAGGAACCAACCGUAAUUGCAAUUAGCGAAGACAACUUGUUGAAAGACAAAAGUAAGGAAAUACAAGGCUGUGAUGAUGACAACUAGGUCCAGGAGUUAGAGAAGGACACAUAUGCUUCCUCAAAAAUUUGUGGAAGUGACGAACAGUCUGGAUUGGCUGAUGUUAUGGCAGAUAAGGUUGUUCUGGGACCAGGCUUGUCGAUUUCAAAGAAUGUGCUUCAACGAAUAAAGACGAAGAAAGUAGG
Molecule: messenger RNA, 2669 nt
Organism: Dendronephthya gigantea
Lineage: Eukaryota; Metazoa; Cnidaria; Anthozoa; Malacalcyonacea; Nephtheidae
Exons: 8
Coding region: 1306-2511 (401 amino acids)
Source: RefSeq, a predicted model, not a curated record